AGUGUUUGACAACGUUGCGGAGUCCCAAGAGAUCAAAAAUGAUAAGUAAAACUCGAAAAUUAGCAGCAUCGCUGAUUAGAUUCAAUCAUAACACCUUGCGUAAUAAUGAAGCGCCAGACCUGGGACCAAAUGCGCCACAUCUUCGCCCAGGCGGUGAGCGCAGUGCACCCUGAGAAGAUAUUCGCCGACUUCCAGCGUUUCGACCUACGGCCGCAAAGAUCGGCGGAUAAUCCCAGCGAAAUCCUCAUCAAAUUGAAUGGAAAAACUGAGAAUAUUGGCGACAGGAGGUGCCACGUUGUGGGCUUUGGUAAGGCGGUUCUGGGAAUGGCCCACAAGGUACACCAGGACCUGGGCCAAUUAUCCGCAGGCGGAGUAAUAAGUGUCCCCAAGGGCACCCUGAAAAACUAUCAGCAACCUAUUGACUCCAGCCUUAAAAUCUUCGAGGGAGCACCCAACAAUUUGCCAGAUGAGGAAGCCCUCAAGGCUGCGCAGGAGAUCAAGAAUCUUGCCUUAAAUAUGACGCCUCAGGAUGUGCUGUUUGUAUUCGUUUCCGGCGGUGGCUCUGCCUUGUUGCCCUUACCCCGCUCUCCUUUGACUCUGGAGGACAAACGUAGCAUAUCCGACAAGCUAAUGAAACGGGGAGCCAGCAUCCAAGAGAUUAAUACCGUGAGAAUUGCAUGCUCGGAUAUUAAAGGCGGCCGCCUCGCCCGAUUCGCCAAAAAUGCAGGGCUCGUAGUGACCCUUGUUCUCAGCGAUAUCAUUGGAGAUCCUUUGGAAUUGAUAGCCUGUGGACCCACGGUACGUCCUGUGCCUGGAGUCACUGCUGCAGAAGUUUUGCAAAAACAUAAAGUCUGGAAUGAACUGUCCCCCGAAAUACAGAAACUUUUUGAGAUCCCGGAAUUGGAUGAGGACACAUUGCCAAAGAAGGAAAAGGUGUUUGUAGUGGGCAGCAAUGUGUUAGCCACGGAAAGGGCUUCCCAAGAGGCGAGAAAGCUUGGUUACAUUCCCUGCAUCUUAAGUUGUUCUGUCCAUGGAGAUGUGGCACAAGUGGCUAACGACUAUCAUCGACUUUUGCAAGGAGUCCUAGAAUCCAAACAUGAAAUUGACGAGCGUCAGCUGCGACAAAAGUAUGCGUUUGGGGAUAACAGCUUUCCGGGAUUUAUAGAAGCCUUGAAGGAGCAUUUAAGCUCGAAGAGGCCCCUGUUUCUCAUAUGCGGCGGCGAGCCGGUCAUAAAAGUGACUGGCCAAGGUCUGGGAGGACGCAGCCAGCAUUUGGCUUUGCUAAUGUCGCAGAUUCUGCAUCGGGACGAGGCGUUACGGGAGUGCAGCUUCUUUAGUGCAGGAACAGAUGGCAUUGAUGGGCCCACAGAUGCAGCCGGAGCUAUAGGAGACAGCCAGGUGGUUGUUUCCUUUUUGAGCAGCCACACCCUGGACGAAUUGGCCGAAACAGUGCGAAACUGCGACAGCUACAACUUCUACAGGACUCUGGAGGAUGGAAAUUACCACGUGCUCACUGGCCACACGGGUACCAAUGUGAUGGAUAUGCACUUUGUGGUCGUUCCAUAGUCCACAUAUUGUUUUUUUUUAAUGUAGCUCUCGAUGCUCUUGAACCGCAGACAGGCAAUAAUCGUUUAAAUUUGUUUUUACGAUUUUCCUCUUUAAUUUUGCUCUAUGAAAUUUUUACGACUUUUUUCAUUAACGCUUUUAAUAUCCAUUCAAAUUCAAAUAAUUUUGUGAUCUUUAUGCUCCAAGCAGCUCUCAAGUGACAGCAUAAAAUGGCAAUUAGUUUCCCACUUUCUGCGUCCAUUUCAUUGGGUUAUGUAUUAAGGCUUGAUUAUAAUUAUGUGGCGUUUAUGGCCACAAUAAAGCACGAGUACGCGAAUAUGUGUAUAUAUUUUAUAUUAGAAAUUCCCAUUCAAUUUCCAUUUCUCUUGUACUGCGACUCAUAAAAAUUUGCUGCUAAUAAAUCAUCUUAAUUGUUUUAAACGCCAAACGGCAAACAGUAGCACUGGCGGGCAACUACAACAAUUGCCAGCGAUAAUUGCAAUUAAAAAUGUUAAUUUA
Drosophila bipectinata is the source of this 2064-nucleotide messenger RNA. RefSeq names its product glycerate kinase. Gene Ontology annotation, biological process: protein phosphorylation. Gene Ontology annotation, cellular component: cytoplasm. Gene Ontology annotation, molecular function: glycerate kinase activity. The record is from RefSeq and is a predicted model, not a curated record. NCBI's taxonomy places the organism in Eukaryota, Metazoa, Arthropoda, Insecta, Diptera, Drosophilidae.